This is a messenger RNA of Saprolegnia parasitica CBS 223.65, 401 nucleotides long. RefSeq lists its product as hypothetical. The record is from RefSeq and is a predicted model, not a curated record. The transcript is spliced from 3 exons. Bases 22 to 273 code for a protein of 83 amino acids. Lineage: Eukaryota; Oomycota; Saprolegniomycetes; Saprolegniales; Saprolegniaceae.
AGACAACGAAUUGUAGCAAGCAUGGACGAGCGCAACCUGACGUCGCAGCAGAAGGAUGAGAUCAUCGCACAAGUGCGCAUGGAAGUCCAGCAGCAGGCCAUGCAGGAGCUGACCAAGGCGCUCCAGGAGAAGUGCUUUAACAAGUGCAUUACGCGCCCGCAGGACCGCCUCGACAACAAGCAGCAGCAGUGCCUCUCGCUCUGCGUCGAGCGAUACAUUGACACGAUGAAGAUUGUGUCGGGUGCCAUUCAGCAGCGCGGCCAGCGGGGCUAAGCCGCCGAUCCUUCGGGAAGACCACACGACGACAGCCUGUACUUGUGCCCGGCAACGUUCAACUACACAACCCAACAUCGUUCCCGAUAAUGGCUGCGUCGUAAUCUACGAUCUACUUGAGUACGCCC